Messenger RNA from Gossypium raimondii (Peruvian cotton), 3234 nucleotides. Its product is annotated as respiratory burst oxidase homolog protein B. Gene Ontology annotation, molecular function: calcium ion binding; peroxidase activity; NAD(P)H oxidase H2O2-forming activity. Gene Ontology annotation, cellular component: plasma membrane. The record is from RefSeq and is a predicted model, not a curated record. The transcript has 13 exons. NCBI's taxonomy places the organism in Eukaryota, Viridiplantae, Streptophyta, Magnoliopsida, Malvales, Malvaceae. Bases 356 to 3010 code for a protein of 884 amino acids.
UGAUUAAAUUGCAAAAGAUUCUAACUACCAUUGUCAAACAUGGGUUGUUGGUUGGUGAUGUUUUGAAACUUGGAAGAUUGAUUACAGUAUGAACCCUAACAGCUCCUUCAACUAAUAUUAUUACACUUUACAACCCGCCUGCGCCCCUUGAUUUCACCACCUUCUUUUUGUUUGGAGUUUUGACUUGUUAUUAUCAGCCACCUUUCCCCACAACCCUUUACAUGUAUAUAUAAACUCUUCCCAUCUCUUCUUCUAUCACGUUCUCAAAUCUCAUUUCUUCACUAACAUCAUAUUAGUUGAGACCUUCAACAAUUAGUCAUUUUCUGAGAAUUUGAAAGAAGGAAAGAAGAAGAAAAUGGAGAUUCACCACAGUAAACAUGAGUCAUGGUCCGAUACCGAGAGCACAAGCAGUAGCAGAGUCGGUUACAGUGGUCCAUUGAGCGGUCCGAUAUUGGUGAACAAUGCUAACAAGAAACACAGCAGCAAGAAGAGUGCGAGGUUUAAAGACGGCGACGAAUACGUCGAGAUCACUCUCGACAUUCGUGAAGAUUCGGUUUCUGUACAGAAUAUCAAAGGCGGCGACCCGGAGACGGCAAUGCUAGCGACCAAGUUAGAGAAAAGGCAUUCGUUUGGAUCCCAGCUUUCGUUCAAAAUCCGGCAAGUUUCUCAGGAACUGAAGCGAAUGACGUCGAUGAAGGCGGCGGCGCCUUUUAACAGGGCCGACCGGAACAAAUCCGGCGCCGCUCGUGCCCUUCGGGGACUGAAAUUUAUGACCAAAAACGUUGGAACCGAAGGCUGGUCCGAGAUCGAUUCACGGUUCGAUGAAUUGUCUGUCAAUGGCUCACUCCCCAAGUCAUUGUUUGGUCAAUGUAUAGGCAUGAACGAAUCAAAGGAGUUUGCCGAGGAACUGUUCGAGACUUUGGCUCGCAGAAGAGGGAUAACAUCAUCAGCAGUAAACAAAGCUCAGCUAAGGGAAUUUUGGGAACAAAUUACUGAUCAAAGCUUUGAUGCUAGAUUGCAAACUUUCUUUGACAUGGUUGACAAAGAUGCUGAUGGAAGGAUCACAGAAGAAGAGGUGAAAGAGAUUAUCACAUUGAGUGCUAGUGCUAACAAGCUGUCAAAAAUCCAAGAAUGUGCUGAGGAGUAUGCAGCCUUAAUCAUGGAAGAACUGGAUAAAGACAACCUUGGGUACAUUGAGAUAUACAAUUUGGAAACACUACUACUGCAAGCUCCAAGCCAAUCAACCAACUUAGUGACAGACAGCCGCAUUUUAAGCAGGCUAUUGAGUGAAAAAUUGGUUCCAACAAAAGAGAAGAACCCCAUUAAAAGAUGGGGAAGGGGUCUUGCCUAUUUUUCAGAGGACAAUUGGAAGAGAAUAUGGGUGUUGGCUCUUUGGUUCUCAAUCUGUGCAGGCUUGUUCACCUGGAAAUUCAUUCAAUACAGACAUAGAGCCGUGUUUGAUGUGAUGGGCUACUGUGUUACCACGGCCAAAGGUGCAGCUGAGACAACUAAAUUCAACAUGGCCAUCAUUCUUCUUCCAGUGUGUAGAAAUACCAUUACUUGGCUUAGAAGCAGAACAAAGUUAGGGGUGGUUGUCCCAUUUGAUGACAAUAUCAAUUUUCACAAGGUGGUUGCUUGGGGGAUUGCUGUUGGAGUUGGCUUGCAUGCUGGUGCACAUCUAACGUGUGAUUUCCCUAGGCUUCUCCAUGCCACUGAUGAUGAGUAUGAGCCAAUGGAACAAUUCUUUGGGGAAGAACGGCCUAACAACUACUGGUGGUUUGUCAAAGGGACCGAAGGUUGGACCGGUGUGACCAUGGUGGUGCUCAUGGCCAUAGCCUACACACUAGCUCAACCUUGGUUCCGCCGGAACCGGCUAAACCUCCCUAAAUCCAUAAAGAAGCUGACUGGAUUUAAUGCCUUCUGGUACUCACAUCAUCUAUUUAUUAUUGUCUAUGCCCUCUUCAUUGUUCAUGGAUACUUUCUCUACCUCUCCAAGAAAUGGUACAAAAAGACAACAUGGAUGUAUCUAGCAGUUCCAAUGCUAUUAUACGCAUGUGAACGCCUAAUUCGAGCAUUUAGAUCUGGCUAUAAGUCGGUGAAGAUCUUGAAGGUUGCUGUCUACCCUGGAAAUGUACUUUCCUUGCACAUGUCUAAGCCUCAAGGAUUUAAGUACACUAGUGGCCAAUAUAUAUUUGUGAACUGUGCUGAUGUCUCCCCGUUUCAAUGGCAUCCCUUCUCCAUCACUUCAGCUCCUGGAGAUGACUAUUUAAGUAUCCACAUCCGAACCUUAGGAGAUUGGACAUCCCAACUCAAGGCCCUUUUCUCAAAGGUUUGUCAGCCUCCAUCGGUUGAUCAAAGUGGCCUCUUGAGAGCAGAUAUUGGUAAAGGCGAAAACAAGCCUAGGUUGCCAAAACUCUUGAUUGAUGGUCCAUAUGGAGCUCCAGCUCAAGACUACAAAAAGUACGAUGUUCUUCUCCUAGUAGGACUUGGAAUUGGUGCCACCCCAUUAAUCAGCAUAGUCAAAGACGUGCUUAACAACAUCAAGCAACAAAAUGAAAUCGAAGAAGGGGUGAAGAACAAGAGAAAGCCAUUUGCCACUAAACGAGCUUACUUCUAUUGGGUUACACGGGAGCAAGGCUCGUUUGAGUGGUUCAGGGGGGUAAUGAAUGAGGUGGCUGAGUAUGAUAGAGAUAGGAUGAUUGAACUUCACAAUUACUGCACCAGUGUAUAUGAAGAAGGGGAUGCUAGGUCAGCUUUGAUCACCAUGCUUCAGUCCCUCCAACAUGCCAAAAGUGGUGUGGAUAUUGUUUCGGGAACACAAGUGAAAACACAUUUUGCCAGGCCAAAUUGGCACAAGGUCUUCAAGCAUGUGGCUGUUAACCAUACAGACAAGAGAGUCGGAGUAUUUUACUGUGGUGCACCAGGAUUAACAGGGGAGCUAAGAAGGUUAGCUCAAGAGUUUUCAAGGAAGACCAGCACCAAAUUUGAUUUCCACAAGGAAAACUUUUAAAAAAUUGGUCCUAUUGGGUUCAUUUAAUUAUUUUUUUUCUAUAUGUUUUGGGAAAUGCAACAAAGCAGUACUAGUACAUAUAAUUAUGUUUCUCAUAGGGUAAUAUAGGCUGUAAUGUUUGUUAACUAAGUUAUCAAUUCUUAUAUUUGUAAUUUAAUAAAACACUUCUCCCACAGAUUGUCAAGGAUUCACUAAAGUAAAUGAAUGAAGUUGAGAUUUAUAAA